Molecule: messenger RNA, 807 nt
Organism: Necator americanus (New World hookworm)
Lineage: Eukaryota; Metazoa; Nematoda; Chromadorea; Rhabditida; Ancylostomatidae
Exons: 9
Coding region: 1-807 (268 amino acids)
Source: RefSeq, a predicted model, not a curated record
AUGGUCCGACUAAUUUCCACAACGACAUUACAGAGUUAUACAGAAGAAAUCAUAGCCUAUACGUCUUCAUUGCUUAAAGAUGGUCCUGUACAAGAACAAGAAGUCCACAAAGUACACGACGAGUUGCUAAAUUGCUUAAGAACUCUUGAAAAAGAAAUUGAAAAGUAUGACAGAACCAAGACGAAACAGAUGAACGAAAUCCGUAUGCUAUCAGCUCAAAUCACCGAACUCACUGAUCGUGUGGAAAAAGCACGUCUGCGAGAAAAUGAACUUGCUGAAAGAGUCGCAAGAUGGGUGGAGUAUUUAAAGGAAGAAAAAGAAAAGAUGUUAUCGCGUGGAUCACGCCUUUACGCUACGGGAACACUUUCUGCAACCAUCUCCGAAGAUAUCGAAUAUAACAUUAAUAUGUUGAUGCAAAUGCGAGACAGGGUUGACAAGAAACUUCUCGAAAUUAAGGAAAGAAAAAGAGAUCACAAGAUUCAACUAAAACUGUUAAAAACAGAAAUGAUACAAAUGCAUCGAGAACUGGGGAAAUGGGAUAAAAAAUAUGAUGAACUGAAAGAAGCAACAAAACGUAUGGAAGUGUCACGUGGUCAGCUGCUGGAAAGAAUAAAGGAACAACGACAGAAAGAAACAGCCGUUAAGUUGAUAUGCGUAGAACUGGACAGGAAACUUCAUGAACUUUGCGGAACAGCUGCAACCACGGCACAUCACUGCAAGGACUACUGUUAUCCUGGCCACGGUCUUAACUGUCAAUUUUCUGUAACAACAACUUCGGCGAGUCAAGAGGGAACAACAUUUGCUUGA